AUGGAUUUCAAAGUUUCAUACGAGCGAUUCAUUCAAAAUGUGAAGUACCAGUUAAUAAGAAUCGAGAAGAACAUUGAGAAGGAUGUUUCCGAGUGGGAAAUUAAACUUGCCCCAUCAGAUCGAAUUAGCGUCAAAGCGAACGUGCUCGAUAGCAAGGGUACAACAUUUAAGGAUCACGAAUGUAAACUGGAAUCUAAAAUCGUCGAAUUUGAACAAAGAGUUGUAAAGCUUGAAAAGGAGAAGGAUCGCAUGAAAUUAGACAUACUGAAUCUCAAGCAAGAAAAAAGCGUAUUAUCGAAUAAGCUGAAUCAUUUUCAAGAGCUAAAACUAUUCGAAUAUAGAUUGAAUAAAACUCUAGAACGAAAAAUUCGUAAUAAGACUGAUUUAAAGGCACAAGUUUCUAAUAAUUUACAAGAGAUAGGUCGAUUGGAGAAACAGCUCAAAAAUGAGAAAAAUUUCCACUCAGCUAUCGAGAAGGAGAAAAAAUCGCUGGAGAGAAAAAUCGAAGAGCUACAGAGACAAACCACCGAGUCGAAUAAAGCAAAUCCCCAAAACUUAAAGCCUCUUAAAGCCAAAAAGAUGAUGAAGAAGAAGAAAGCAAACCACGAAAAUAUUUAUAAGUGUAAAUCCAGGCUGAAAGAGAGUAAAACGAAACUAAAAUAUGCAGACCGUGAAAAUUCCCAAUUGGCUGAAAAAAACUUUUUUUUGGUAGUCGAGGAUGCCCUCAAGCAAGAGAAAAAGAAAACCCAGGAAAUAAACACGCUACUGGAAAAAUGGAAGAAAAAAUUUCACGAACUGGAAGAAAAAAUUCAAACGACAGUGCAAAACCAGGCUGCAUAUGAAUUUCCAAUGAAAGAAAUCGAUGAGGAGGAAGAACUACGCAAGAUCCACAACAGACUGCAGUCAACAAGGAUGAGAACAUCGCAACAACAACAAAAUAAUUACAAUAGAAGCACACAAGCCAACAACUACAACUACAAUCGUAAUAACAAAAACAACAGAUAA
Molecule: messenger RNA, 1005 nt
Organism: Toxorhynchites rutilus septentrionalis
Lineage: Eukaryota; Metazoa; Arthropoda; Insecta; Diptera; Culicidae
Product: myosin heavy chain, clone 203-like
Exons: 3
Coding region: 1-1005 (334 amino acids)
Source: RefSeq, a predicted model, not a curated record